AUGGGCGAGACAGGUGAACCUGGACUUCUGGUGACUGAAAUAACAGCCAAAGCUCCAUUCAUUGGUUAUGUGAGAGACAUGAAGCAAACUGAGAAAAAGAAGCUGCACAACGUCUUCAAGAAAGGUGAUCUGUACUUCAACACCGGCGACCUGCUGCGCAUCGAUGAGGAUAAUUUCAUGUACUUCCACGAUUGUGUUGACGACACAUUCAGAGGCGAGCGGGACAACGUAUCUGCUGUCCAGAGCGAUUUCCCUGGGGCGUACUGCACAUUCUCCGACUUCUCCCAGGAUGUCCAAUUCGUGCUCACUAAAAUAAAAGUAAGGCGGUUCAUCGAAAAGUGCGUGCAGACUAAUUACUCAAUCCUGGACCGCUUUUUAGAGCUGGUGAAGACACAGCCGCACAAGCCUUUCGUUUAUUUUAAAGAUGAAACGUUCACGUACCGGGACGCAGACGUCCUGAGCAACAAAGUUGCGAGAGCGUUUCUGCAGGCUGGAUGCGUAAAAGAAGGAGACACGGUGGCGCUGUUCCUGGGGAACCAGCCGAUGUUCCUGUGGCUCUGGUUGGGUUUGGUGAAGAUUGGAUGUGCUGGAGCUUUGCUCAACUCCAACAUCAGAUCCAAGUCUCUGCUACACUGCCUCAACUGCAGCGGAGCCACAACUCUGGUAGCAGCUGAAGACUUGCUGGAUGCAGUGAAGGAGGUGCUGCCCCAUCUUCACGAACAGCAGAUCAAUGUUUUCAUCUUAGCUGACAGAUGUGAAGUUACAGGUGUGGAAAGCUUCAUUGAUAAAAUGAAUCAGGCUUCCUCUGAGCCUAUACCCAAGGAGUUAAGGUCCCAUUUAACCAUGCAGAGUCCAGCAGCCUACAUAUACACGUCAGGGACAACAGGUCUUCCUAAAGCAGCUUUGAUCACUCAAGGCAGAGUGUGGACCAUGUCUUUACUUCUGCCUUCAUCAGGAGUGAACUCCAAAGAUGUGAUUUAUGAUACCCUCCCUCUUUAUCACAGCACCGGCUUCCUUGUCUUCACUGGGGCCAUUGAGAGGGGUAUUCCUGUUGUUCUGAGGAGUAAGUUUUCUGCUUCCCAGUUCUGGGACGACUGCAGAAAAUAUAAUGUCACUGUCAUACAGUACAUAGGUGAAAUUAUGCGUUAUCUCUGCAACACUCCACAGAAACUCAGUGAUAAAAACCACAAAGUCAGACUUGCAGUAGGCAACGGGAUCAGAGCAGAUGUUUGGAGGGACUUUGUGAGACGAUUUGGGGAAAUUCAAAUCAGAGAAUUUUACGGAGCAACUGAGGGAAACUUUGCUCUGUUGAAUUAUAGCAGCAAGAUGGGAGCUCUUGGGCGACACACCUUCCUGCACAAGAUGUUUUUUCCAUAUGCUGUGAUCAAAUAUGACAUAGACAAAGAAGAACCUUUGAGGGAUUCUUCUGGUUUUUGCAUGGAGGUUCAGAGAGGUGAACCUGGACUUCUGGUGACUAAAAUAACAGCCAAAGCUCCAUUCAUUGGUUAUGUGAGAGACAUGAAGCAAACUGAGAAAAAGAAGCUGCGUAACGUCUUCAAGAAAGGUGAUCUGUACUUCAACACCGGCGACCUGCUGCGCAUCGAUGAGGAUAAUUUCAUGUACUUCCACGAUCGUGUUGGCGACACAUUCAGAUGGAAAGGAGAGAACGUAGCUACAGCUGAGGUGGCCGACAUCCUCGCGCUGGCUGACUGCAUUAAAGAAGCCAAUGUUUACGGAGUCAAAGUGCCAGGCCAGGAGGGAAGAGCCGGGAUGGCUGCUGUUACUUUGAUGGAUGGACUGAAGUUUGACUCCACGGCUGUUUUUAAACAUGUCGAGGACUUCCUGCCGUCCUACGCCAGGCCACGCUUUCUGAGGAUUCAAAGGUCACUGGACAUUACAGGCACGUUCAAGCUAAUAAAGACGAAAGUAGUGGAGCAGGGCUUCAACCCAAAUGAAAUAACAGACUCACUCUACUUUCUGAAUGAAAAAGAGAAGAACUAUACUCCACUCACGCCAGAUGUAUUUGAUUCAAUUAUAGCAGGAGACGUCAAAAUAUAAAGUGAUUUUACUUUUGAAGAAAAAAAUCCACCUUUUCACACACAAGCGAAUCAUUU
Molecule: messenger RNA, 2114 nt
Organism: Pundamilia nyererei
Lineage: Eukaryota; Metazoa; Chordata; Actinopteri; Cichliformes; Cichlidae
Product: very long-chain acyl-CoA synthetase-like
Exons: 14
Coding region: 1-2058 (685 amino acids)
Biological process (GO): long-chain fatty acid import into cell; long-chain fatty acid metabolic process
Cellular component (GO): endoplasmic reticulum membrane; plasma membrane
Molecular function (GO): long-chain fatty acid-CoA ligase activity; long-chain fatty acid transmembrane transporter activity
Source: RefSeq, a predicted model, not a curated record